AGUGAUACCUGGCCAGUGCAAGCACAGAGGCUGGAAGGCAGUUUCCUGCACAACUCCUAAGGCAGCAGCUGUCCUGAGAUCAAGCAGGCAGGGGCCGGCCAGAAGCAUCGCUGGCCAUGGCAGCUGAAGGGUCCCGCAGGGGGCGGAGGGUGCCUCGAGCGGCUGCUGAGGAGGAGGCAGAGCGGAUUCUGGUACUAGGAGAAAGCUGGAAGCCCUGGCCCCGAACACGCCGGACAGUCCGAGGCUGCCUGGAGUGCGUGAAGCGCCUGCUGUUCCGUGUCGGCGAUGACUGGUACUUCCUCUUUUUCCUUGGGGUGAUUAUGGCGCUGAUCAGUUUCGCUAUGGAUUUCACCGUCUCCAGGCUAUUGAAUGCACACAAGUGGCUUUACCGAGAGCUUGGGGAUCACUUACUGCUGAAGUACUUGUCCUGGACAAUGUACCCAAUUGCCCUGUCAGCCUUCUCCACUGGCUUCUCUCAGAGCAUCACUCCACACUCCGGAGGCUCCGGCAUCCCAGAGCUCAAGACCAUUCUUACUGGAGUCAUGCUGGAGGAGUACCUGGCCAUCAAAAACUUUGGAGCCAAGGUGGUGGGUCUGACGUGCACGCUGGCGUGCGGGAGCACCGUGUUCCUCGGCAAAGUCGGUCCCUUUGUGCACCUCUCCAGCAUGAUUGCAGCAUAUUUAGGAAAGAUCCGAACAUCUGUCAGUGGGGAGUACGAGAACAAAACAAAGCAGAACGAGAUGCUAGUGGCAGCUGCUGCUGUUGGAGUCGCGACCGUCUUCGGGGCCCCCAUUAGUGGGGUCCUGUUCAGCAUUGAGGUGAUGUCAUCCCACUUUGCUGUCAGGGACUAUUGGAGGGGCUUCUUCUCUGCCACCUGCGGAGCCUUCAUGUUCCGCCUGCUCUCCGUCUUCAGCAGCGAACAAGAAACCAUCACUGCUCUCUUCAAGACCAGUUUCAAGAUCGAUUUCCCCUUUGAUCUCCCAGAGACGUUCUUCUUCAUGGCACUGGGGUAGGAGCAGGGUUACUUUGUGCUGUGCCAGCGCUGGCGCCUGGGCUACGUCCGGAGGAACUCGCUCACCGCCAAGCUGCUGGCUGCAGACAAGCCCAUUUAUUCCUCUCUGGUGGCCCUCCUGCUCGCCUCCAUCACGUUCCCGCCCAGCCUGGGGCACUUCAUGGCAUCCAGGCUCAGCAUGAAGGAGCAUCUCACCUCCCUCUUUGACAACCAGACGUGGGGCAUUCUGUCCCAGAAUGCAUCGCUGGCCAGGCCUCUUCAAGUUGACCCUAAAAACCUGUGGCUUGAGUGGUGGGAGCCCCGCAUUACCAUCUAUGGCAGCCUGGCGCUCUUCCUGGUGAUGAAGUUCUGGAUGCUGAUCUUGGCCACCACCAUGCCGAUGCCUGCUGGGUACUUCAUGCCGAUCUUUGUGUACGGGGCUGCGAUCGGGCGUUUGGUGGGAGAAGGGGUCGCCUUGCUCUUCCCCCAUGGGAUCCAGUCGGAUGGCUCAGUUAACACCAUCACUCCAGGCGGGUACGCGCUGGCUGGGGCAGCUGCUUUCUCGGGCUCGGUCACGCACACGCUCUCCACUGCCCUGCUGGCCUUUGAAAUGACCGGGCAGAUUGCCCACAUCCUGCCUGUCACCCUGGCUGUGCUGGUGGCCAAUGCCAUUGCCCAGAAGUUCCAGCCCUCGUUCUACGACGGCACCAUCAUCGUGAAGAAGCUGCCCUACCUGCCCCGCAUCAGGAGCCGGCACAUCGGCUCCUACAGUGUGACCACUCGCCAGUUCAUGAACCCCCACUUUGCAGUUCUGGCCAAGGGCGCCGGCUUUGAGGAGAUCCUCAGAGUUGUGACCUCUACUGACGACUUGGAGUACCCCAUUGUGGAGAGCGCAGAGUCUCUGAUUCUGGUGGGCAUGGUGCAAAGAGCCACACUGGUGAGAUACCUCCAGACCCAUGAUGAGGCCACGCCAGGGGAGAAGGAGCCAGAGGAGAAGUCUCACUCCAACGGGACGCUGGGGGACGACUGCACCAUCGAGCCAAUAACCCUCCAGCUGUCUCCGUGGACGUCUCUGCACCAGGCUCAUAACCUAUUUGAGCUGCUAAGGCAGGGGAGGGGGACUGAGACCAGCAGGAGCGGGCUGAAGGCGGCGAUUGAAGACCUCGCAAAUCCGAAGACACUGACAUGA
This is a messenger RNA of Pelodiscus sinensis (Chinese soft-shelled turtle), 2180 nucleotides long. Lineage: Eukaryota; Metazoa; Chordata; Testudines; Trionychidae. The record is from RefSeq and is a predicted model, not a curated record.